This is a messenger RNA of Alternaria postmessia, 1080 nucleotides long. RefSeq lists its product as uncharacterized. The record is from RefSeq and is a predicted model, not a curated record. The transcript has 3 exons. NCBI's taxonomy places the organism in Eukaryota, Fungi, Ascomycota, Dothideomycetes, Pleosporales, Pleosporaceae. The coding region runs from base 1 to 1080 and encodes 359 amino acids.
AUGGGCCUACCGCUCGGCCUGCACGAUGACGAUAUCGACGUAUGCUUCCCAUUAGCAGAACACCACCCACAGACGCAUAUUGAGCCUUGCAUCAAACUUCGUCUGCUGCAUCUUCAAGCGCAGCAAGCUAGGUUACGCGGCGAAAUUAUAGAAUUGCGCAACAAGUCGUUACACUACGUUCAGAACGAUCCCGACCGAGCGACCUCGAUCAUAGCCAAGCUAAGCCAGUGGUGGAAUGAUGUUGAGGACUACAUCGAUCCGGACAGCCAAUCUGGAGCUUCUACCUACGCGAUUACUGUCUUGACACUGCUUAGACACGAGUCGAUCAUCUCGUUGUAUCGCCCAGUCUUGGCUACCUCUCGCAAAGACGUCGCAUACGACGCUGCCUUACAACAGUGCAUCAAUUCUGCGCGUAGCAUCAUCACCACUUUACACAGCGCCAUCCAGACCAAGUCUAGUAUCGGAACGAUUCAUAAUCCACUAGCUUUGUUGUGGCCCUCUUGCACAUGGGCUGUAUGGAUCAGUACAUUCAUCAUGUUUUACGCUGCUCACGAGAGCCGUAUCGCCCAUACUGUUGUCGUGAGAUUCGCAGACAAAAGCCUCGACAUACUUCAACAUCUUGGGCGACGCGGCAGCACAUGGCCUGAAGCAAGCUCGGCUGCCAUUCGUGACUUGCGGGCUCGAAUACUACACAAGCCUGUCCAGGCUCUUGUUGGGCAUAGGCCGAACGUCCCUAGAGACUCUUUUAUCGUUCAUCAAAGCGAGUCAAGCCUACGUUCGAUCUUGCACGAACCUGCCAGUAAAGACGCCCCAGAUCAAAAUGAUGGUCAAGUGGUCAAUGGCGUUGCGCCUCACCAUGAUACAUGGGACAAGCUACCCAAUUCAGCAUUCGAAUCUACCGCAACGAGCAACCCAGCUCAAGAUAGUACUGGUCUUGGUGAGAGCGAUAGCUAUUGGAAUGUCUUCCUCGGAGCGGAAGGUGCCGACGCCUCAUCUCUUGAGUACUCUAGUGGCUUGGACCCGUUCUCCGGUUUCGACAUACCUUUUUGGUUUGAUCAAGGACAGCACUGGGACUUCUGA